AUGCCAACACCAUCGAUACCAGCCUCUCGCAUCCGUGAUGGCCUCCAGGUCGUUCAUCAAUCAAUACACCAUCUGGCCAACACUUAUCGCACCUGGCUCACCCUUGCACCUGCCUACAGCUAUGCUCCUGCGCUCAUCCUCUCCUCCCCCUCUUCCAGCAACCAACACAUGCACGAACCAUUGGCGUCAUCAUCCUCAUCCUCAUCAUCAUCCUCAACAGUGGCAAUGGAACAUCAGCCAAACGCAGAGACCCUAGCCCGAGCUUACUGCCCAAUAGCCGGCCCUAGAUGGGACGAGCACCGCGAACGCAUCAUCGCUUCCACAUCACUCAAAGGUCUCACCCUUGUUCGUAGUCAGGUCGAAGCUGAACUCGCAGCUCUGCAGCGGAUAGCAGCUGAAAAGGGAAGCUGGCAGCAACCUCAUCCCUACUCGAACGGCACACAUCACAUCCGAUUCUGGCAAGAGUUGCUGUAUCUCGCUUUCGCUUUCGGUCCAGUCUUGUCGAUACAGGAUCGUUUUACGUUCAGCAUGUCAGCUGCAUUGCGUCGGAGGAACAAGAUGCGCAAGCUGCGAGGAGAGAAUGUCAACAGUCGAAGCGUCAAAGUCGAUAUCGUUUCCCAAAAUGGUCAUCGAUGGACACGUCUCUACAUCAUCAAACCCGAGAGCUUGCGUCAGGAAUUCAGAGAGGCAGAAAGCUACAUGGUCGACGAGCAAGACGAUUCUAGUGAUUGCGCAGGCUCCCAUGAUGAAGCGCAACUUACUCAUAGCCAGAACCAUCUUGCAGCAGCAGGCGAAUCCUUCCACGAACAUCAACACACGCCCCAGUGUUUGAAUCGCGUCAACAGGCAAAACGGCACAUCAUCCACAGAACAGUCAAGCUUGAAUGCAAACCGCCUAGGGUCUGUCGAUUCGAUCGCCUUCGAUGUUGCCGCUCGCAAGAGCUCUCUCGUCAAGCUCAUUCACGAACUUGGCGCUGCGGCAGAGACCGAAGCGAAAGCACGUGUACAAACAUCUCAAGAGCACGGCAGGCAGCUUGCCUUCAUGCCCAUUCAUGUCGAGAUUGUCGUGACGCGCAUGCAGCUUCAAUCGCCUUCUGAGCCGCUUCCCUCUGUCCAAGAGCUUGGAAGGCAAACAGCACUCUCGCACUUUUAUCAGAUGUCAGAGUGGGACCGCUUCAACCACCGACUUGCAGCCAUCGCACAGGAAGCGCAAAGGCACAACGUCGACAUGAUCUUUGGCUAUCGCACCCUACCUGACAGCCUACUGGACAACAUUCAGCCUCCCAGCCUUGGCUUGUUCGACGAUGCAGCCAACGCAAAGCCCAUGGGCCUUCCAAACAUCCCAGCAGCGCCAACCAGGCCACAAUGGCGCACAACGAAAGAGAUCAAUCUGGAUGUCACAGCCAUGAUCGCGCUUGUCAGCGACACCACGCAUAGCAAGUUCCGAGAAAGCAGCGCGCAGACCCCAGCUGUCGACGAGUCAAAGAGGCAUCCCAAGAUCCAAGAUGGCGAGCACGGAUCGGGCGCUCUAUACCAACAUCACUUUCGUACCUUUUCCAUUCGCAAAGAGGCCUUGGAAGCCAGAGCGGCCGAGCUCUCCUUGCAAGAUGAUCAGCAGGAUCAGGCAUCAAGGGCAUUGGACAAUGCAGCAGCCAAGGAGGGUCGUGCGUUGGCGAUGCAGUUAGAGCGAGAGAUGACAAUUGAAACGCUAUUCGAUGCAAUCCUUGGUCCCAUUUGGGGUGGUGAAAGUGGCCAAGGAUCCCUCAAACCAGCCGAUGGCACACCUGUCCAACUCUUUGCUACCGUCGGCGCAUUCGACCGCCUCCGUCGCGUCAGCUCCACUGUCGGCGGAUCCAACGAGAAACGCAGAGUCAGAGCGCUGCUCGGUGAGCAAGGUGUCGAUCCGCAAGACUUCUGGACAAACUCCAAAUGGAACACGCCAGAGCAUGCAGAACUGCGCAGAUGCCUUCUACUACCCAUCAAGCCACUCCAAGACUUGGGCCCGGGAGGCUUUGAAUCGCUCACCCGCCUCAAAGAGGUCUAUCCGGAUCUACCGCGAGCUCACUUCAUCUCGCACAUGGUCGACAUGCUCGAAAGCUGUCUCAGCCAGCUGUGGGGUCCUGACUGGUGUGACAUCUCCGAGGAUUUGCCGAGAAGCAAGUACAAGAAGCUUCGUCAAGGUACGGUGCAUCAAGCCGGUGGUCAGACCUACACUACGUUGCGGUCCAUGCAUGCUUGUGCAAGGUACGGCAUGACGACCUUGACGAGCAACAUGGAUAGCAUACAGUGGUUGCUCAAGGAGAUGAGCCGUCGGCCGUACUCGGAGCAAACAAAAAAAAUCCUCCAAGAUGCUAGUGAGGAGGAGCUGGAGCGCUUGAGGUUGCAGAGAGAUCCAUUCUACUCUUGCUUUAUAGUGUUGCAUCCGAGAUCGCUGAGCGAGCAGAUGAGGGUGACGACCAAGGCGCCGGCGUGGAGCGAGGUGUUGGAGGGCUAUCCUGGUCGACUUGUGCCUCCUGUGUCUUCCAAAGAGGCGAAUGGGCAUGCAACAUCAAACGCACAUUUAGCGGCGACAGUGCCAGCAAAGCAUUCAGGGGAGAUUCAGGCCUACACAAUCGAUGACGGAGUCACUAAUGACGCCGACGACCAUAUCACAUCAUCGCAAGGCCGCAUCUUGUACUCGGUCGAUCCGAUCGCCGCAGCAAGGCAGCAACAGCAGCAGGACAAAAUCGAGACGCAUGACAGUAGCAUCAUGCCUGGCUCCUCUUCUCGUAGCGACAGCGUUGGAGAAAGAACAGCCGCGGACUCGAUGAUGAAAAAGUCCAGUCAGACGCCUUUGACGCCGCUCGGCUUGCAGUUGCAAGUCGAGCCCAUCUACUAUGCUCACAACGACAAACAAGCAGCGACAGCAACAACGGCUCCCCAGCCACGCAGAGGCGGUCCUAGCCGAGCACGACGAAUGCUACUAGGACCCAAACCGCCAGCUCAACUCAGCAUACGACACUACCGUUGGUGGUCCUUGGCACGCUUAGAGCGAGCUUGGAUACGGUUGACAGAUCCUUUCGCUUGGAAGGAGCCGCAAGACCGCAACGGACUGUACAACAAUGAUCACCGCCACUCUGAUUCUCACCACAACCUCGACGACCGACACUACGAGGACGACGUGCAGCCUGGCCUAGCAUGGUGGAAAGGCAUCACAGCCGACUUUAAGCUCAACAAGCUGCAUUGGCUGGUGCUUUCCUUGGUCUAUAUUGGAUGGGUUCUUGGCUUUGCAUAUCUUGCUAAAUCGCUUUGGUACGAAUCUGCGGUUGUCGGUAUCGAUGGAGCCUCUCGAUCGCCCGCUUUCUUGUCAUGCACGUCGACCUACUGGCUUCGAAACGGUGGAUGUGGGUUAGAUGGUCAAGAUUGCACACCCUUCUACACUCCCCCUGGCGAAGCGGGACAAGCGUUCCGAUGUCCGGCCAACUGCAUCGAUGUGACACUUCUCAACCCUCGUGCGGUCGGAGAUCAGCUUGUCAACUACCAGCCGCUAGUCGUGGGAGGUGGUGAUGCAAACCACACCUAUCGUGGCGACUCUUUCAUCUGCGCUGCUGCCAUUCACGCCGGAGUGAUCAAAAAUUCAAAAGGCGGAUGCGGAUCAGUGAGGCUUAUUGGGUCUUACGCUGGAUUCCAAGGCAGCGACGCCAACGGGAUCGACUCGAUCAGCUUCGAUUCCACUUUCCCGAUCGGCUACCAAUUCGAACAGACUCAAGGCGAAGGUCAGUGUACCGACCGACGAUGGGAAGGCUACCUACUAAACGCGAUUCUUUCUGCCGUCGUAGGCUUCGUUCUGCGUCCCAAGCGAAUCGUUUGGUUCUGGACACUAGCUUGUGUCGGAUAUUGGCAUAUCAACCUUGUCUCGUAUCAGAGGGAUUAUCCUCCACCGAUCGGAGCAGCUUUUGGGGAUUUCUUACCUUUCCUGUUCACCUGCUAUGCGAUUUGGAGGUUGGCGUUUCGAUUCGUUUGGCCUGCAUUCACGCACUUGCCCGUAGAAAGCACCUUUUGGACACUUGGAUUUUGGUGGUUAGGUGUCCUACUAAAUCUUGUAUUCGGCAAGGUCCCGAUCCAGAGGUUAGUGGGGAACGAUAUUAGGCAGCAACCUGGUGGAAUCGUCGCAGUCAUCGUCGUUGCUGUCAUCGUGCUACUGGUAGCGAUCAACCAGAUUAGGGUGAUGUGGAAGACUGGAUUGCUCCCAAAGUAUAUCUCGCUUUAUGUGGUGGCAGGGGUAUUGGUGGGUCUAGCAGCAGCUGUUCCGGGCGAGACGUUGAGGUUGCACCACUAUAUAAUCGCGUUGGUGUUGUUACCUGCUUGUGCGUUCCCGACGCGGUUGGGGUUGGUGUAUGUUGCGUUUUUACUGGGCAUGUUCACUAAUGGAAUAGCUAGGUGGGGUUUUGAUGGCUUACUUGAAGAUAAUGCUGUAGUGCAAGGCGAUGCGACGGGUGGGACUGCUAGACCGACUUUUAAUACCACUUCGACCACCUUUGCCGCCGCUGAUGGCGUGGUUUCGUGGAACCCGAUCCCGGCAGAGCAAGUGACAGAGUGGGACGGAUACGAAUUGCUAGUGGACGAUGUUUUGCGGUAUUCGGGUAAGGCUACCACCUACAACAUUACGAGUUUGUUGCAUCUCUUGGAGCAGGAGAGGGUGGAUAACGAUCAAAAGGUGGGGGAAGGUGUUAGUAACGGCACGAUUGUGCAUGUUGCGCAUUAUUUGAGGAUUGCUUUUAGUUCGCAGGGUAGUGCAGGGGAUUUUACUCGGGCUGCAAAGGCGGUUUUGAGGAAUGCGAGUUGGGUGGAUGCUCCUCCUGGGGCGACAUAA
Molecule: messenger RNA, 4851 nt
Organism: Ustilago hordei
Lineage: Eukaryota; Fungi; Basidiomycota; Ustilaginomycetes; Ustilaginales; Ustilaginaceae
Exons: 1
Coding region: 1-4851 (1616 amino acids)
Source: RefSeq, a predicted model, not a curated record